UUUGUUUUUCUCCACUUUCAACCGGUGCUGACAUAAAAAAAGAUGGCUGCCAUUGUACCUGUGAAACUCAGUGUGAAUUAUGAAGAAGAUAGAGUUAGUAUUAAGCGCUUUCUUGAAGAGUUCAAGACCACGGGUAGUUCCAUGGGAGAAGAGGAAUCUGUACUCAAAUACGAUGUCAUCAUGCAAAACAUUGUGGAUAGAGAACAAUCUGUUGUAUACAUUGAACUUGAUGAUCUUGCCAAAUUCGAAGAUUCACGUACCAAACUGGUAGCCAAUAUUAUGCGCAACACCAAACAAUAUGUAGACUUUUUUGCGUCUGUCAUGGAUGAAUUAUGUGCUCUCAAAACUCCCGCCAACCCUGAACUCAGUUACAAGGAUACUGUUUUGGAUGUCAUUAUCCGUCAGAGAAUUAUUCGUGAUUCCAACAGAGGCGUUGAAACCGAAGAUUUCUUUCCUCCCGCAUUAACACGUCGAUAUGAAAUCUUUUUCAAACCAUUAUCCGAUGAUACAGCCUAUGCCGUGCGUCAAGUCAAUGGUGAAAAGAUUGGUCGUCUUGUGACGAUCCGUGGUAUUGUUACGCGUGUCUCUGACGUCAAACCUUUACUCGAAGUCAACGCCUACAGUUGUGAUUCAUGUGGUUUUGAGAUCUUUCAAGAAAUUAAGCAGCGUCAAUUUACUCCUUUCACCGAAUGUACAUCCGUCGAUUGUAAACGUAAUGGUAUUAAGGGUAAAUUACACAUGCAAACUCGUGCUAGUAAAUUUUUGUCUUUCCAAGAGAUCAAGUUGCAAGAAUUAACAGAUCAAGUCCCUGUCGGUCAUAUCCCUCGUACCAUGUCCUUGCACGCCUAUGGUGCUGCCUGUCGUCAAUUAACCCCUGGUGAUGUAGCUAAUGUCACCGGUAUCUUUUUACCCAUGCCUUAUACCGGCUUCCAAGCCAUGCGUGCCGGUUUGUUAACAGAUACUUAUUUGGCUGUCCAAUACGUGCAUCGUCUCAAGAAACAAUACGAUGAAAUCGAAUUGACCGCCGAAGAUGAGGUGCGUCUUGAAGAGUUGAAAGCCGAUCCCAAUGUGUAUAGUCAUUUAUCUCGCAGUAUUGCACCCGAGAUUUACGGUCAUGAUGAUGUGAAAAAGGUUUUGUUGUUGUUAUUGGUGGGUGGUGUGAGUAAGACCGUGGGUGAUGGUAUGAAGAUUCGUGGUGAUAUCAAUAUUUGUUUGAUGGGUGAUCCAGGUGUAGCCAAAUCUCAAUUGUUGAAAUUCAUUGCAAAGGUCGCUCCCCGUGGUGUCUAUACCACCGGUCGUGGUUCUUCUGGUGUAGGUUUGACCGCUGCUGUGAUGCGUGACCCUAUUACCGAUGAAAUGAUUUUGGAAGGUGGUGCUCUUGUCUUGGCUGAUAACGGUAUCUGUUGUAUUGAUGAGUUUGAUAAAAUGGAUGAUUCAGAUCGUACUGCCAUUCAUGAAGUGAUGGAACAACAAACCAUCAGUAUCUCCAAAGCAGGUAUUAAUACCACCUUGAAUGCUCGUGCUUCUAUCUUGGCUGCUGCAAAUCCUCUUUAUGGUCGCUACAACACACGUAUCUCUCCUACCCAAAAUAUUAAUUUGCCUGCUGCUUUGCUCUCUCGUUUCGAUAUCCUUUAUUUGAUGUUGGAUAAACCUUCAGAGGACUUGGAUCGUCUUUUGGCUGAGCAUGUUGCAUAUGUUCAUACACAUAAUAAGCCUCCCAAGAUGGAUUUCAACGCAUUAGAACCCAACAUGAUCAGACACUAUGUUGCUCAUGCUAGAACCAAGCGUCCCGUGCUUACAUCAGACGUCUCUGAAUAUGUCACGAGUGCUUAUGUCGGAUUGAGACGUCAAUAUAAAUUGGAUGAGGACCGUCAACAACAAUUCACGUAUGCCUCUGCGCGUACAUUAUUGGGUAUUAUUCGUAUGGCACAAGCGUUAGCUCGUAUUAGAUUAUCUGAUAUUGUUGAACCUGUGGAUGUGGAUGAGGCCUUACGAUUAAUUGAUGUUAGUAAGUCCUCUUUGAACGAUGAUGGAGGAAGACGUAAUGGAAGACAAGAUAAAUCCCCCAUGUCUGGUAUCUUUAAUGUGGUGAAGGAGUUGACAUAUGAAUUUGGCCAUAGUUUAGCCUUGAGUACGAUCCGACAACGUAUUUCUUCCAGAGGUUAUACUGAAAGCCAAUUGGAUGAAGCGAUUCGUGAAUACAGUGGACUUGAUAUUUGGCAGUGUGACAACCAUCGUCUCACCGUCAUUCAUUAAAAUAAUAUUUUUUUAAAAAAAAAAAAAAAACGCUUUUUUUUUUCUUUUAUAUAUACAAAAAAUAAAAAGAG
Molecule: messenger RNA, 2327 nt
Organism: Mucor mucedo
Lineage: Eukaryota; Fungi; Mucoromycota; Mucoromycetes; Mucorales; Mucoraceae
Product: DNA replication licensing factor MCM7
Exons: 5
Coding region: 43-2256 (737 amino acids)
Biological process (GO): DNA replication; DNA replication initiation; double-strand break repair via break-induced replication
Cellular component (GO): MCM complex; nucleus
Molecular function (GO): single-stranded DNA binding; ATP binding; single-stranded DNA helicase activity
Source: RefSeq, a predicted model, not a curated record